This is a messenger RNA of Coccinella septempunctata (seven-spotted ladybird), 3675 nucleotides long. RefSeq lists its product as uncharacterized. The coding region runs from base 1 to 3675 and encodes 1224 amino acids. The record is from RefSeq and is a predicted model, not a curated record. The transcript has 3 exons. Gene Ontology annotation, molecular function: nucleic acid binding; aspartic-type endopeptidase activity; zinc ion binding. NCBI's taxonomy places the organism in Eukaryota, Metazoa, Arthropoda, Insecta, Coleoptera, Coccinellidae. Gene Ontology annotation, biological process: proteolysis.
AUGGAUCAGAGGAAGAGGACGAUCAGUCGCAUCUCCUUCACGAAGGCACUCAGAUCCCUGAACGCCUUGAUGGAUCAAGAAAAAUCAAGUACGGUGGAGAUUAAAUCGGCCUUUGAAGGACUAGAGAGAAGACACCAGGAGCUUGAAGAAAUUUCCAAGAAGAUCCUAGAAGAAAUGUUCAUCGCUGAAGAUAUUGAGGAUGAAGAUUUAGAAAAGACUUCCGAGGAAAACUUAAGGUACGAGAGCCAAUUCUUGACAGCGAGAUGCAUGUUCGAAGAAAGGAUGGCUUCGAUUCAAGAGAAGGCUCAAAGUGUCAGCAGCAGUGGAAAUUCUACGUCCAGAGCGAGGUGCAAUCUUCCAAAAGUGGAACUGGCCAAAUUCAGCGGAGAUAUUCGUGAGUGGCUGAAAUUUUGGAGUCUUUUCAGCAAGAUUCACGAGGACACUGGACUACGCGAUGAGGACAAGUUCCAGUAUCUGAUGCAGUCAAUGGUACCAGGAUCCAGAGCAGCAGAUCUAGUGAAUAGUUACCCUCCGGUCGGGGAAAACUAUCAAAAGGCCAUCGAAGGUCUGACAAAACGUUUCGGGCGCGAGGAUUUGCAAAUUGAGGUGUAUGUGAGAGAGCUAUUGCAAUUGGUUCUGGAAAAUGCCGUAGCGAAGAAAAAAGUGAUCCUCGCUUCGCUUUAUGACAGAAUCGAGUCAUAUAUUCGGGCGUUAGAAACUCUAGGCGUUACGACAGAUAAGUGUGCGGCUAUGCUUUAUCCGUUGGUUGAAUCCUCGUUACCAGAAGACUUAUUACGAGUGUGGCAGCGGUCUAACAGUGCAGCUGAAAAUGGUAACGUUGGAAAGGCGUCGAAUGUGUCAAAAACGCGACUCGAUGGACUUAUAAGAUUCUUGGAAUCCGAGGUUCAAAACGAACUGAGAAUCUCUAUGGCCGUAAAGGGAUUCGACAUAGGCGGUAAACCGGAACGGGAGCGAAAAGCAGAAAAGAACUUGCCGAGUGCGCGGAAUCUGCUUGCUUCGGUAGUGAAAGAGGACAAGUGUGUUUUUUGUGAAAAAACGAACCACAUGAGUGAACAGUGCUUCAAAGCGGAAAAAAUGCCGCUAUCGGAAAAACAAGAAGCGGCAAAAAUUAAGCGCGUUUGUUUCGGUUGCUUGAAAAGCGGACAUUUAAAGAAGCAUUGUAGAUCGAAAUUGAAAUGUUCAAAAUGCGGCAAGAGACACGUGGACAUAAUGUGCCCGGGACGAAGAAGUCGUCCGAGUUCGCGGUCCGAUUCAGAAAGCUCGGUAAGUGCAGUCAACAUUCCGAAAGAAUGCGCUUUAGCUUCAUCGGCCGAAAUUCCCGCGACUUUCAUGCAGACUCUAAGGGUGCGAGUGCGAAAUGAAGUGAAGGAUGUUGUCGUUCGUGCGUUGAUCGACACCGGGUCGCAAAACUCGUAUGUGUUGAGUAAACUUGCUGAAAAAUUGGAUUAUAAACCGCAUGGACAGCAAGAUAUGGUGCAUUUACUUUUCGGCGGAAGUAAAUCGGAUGUCGCGACGCACCAGAAGUUCCAAGUGCGUGUCGGGAAUCUCGAUGGAACAUACUGGUGCAAUUUUGAAGCGCUCGGCGAUAAAGUGAUUUGCUCGAAUGUACCAUGUGUAAAAAGAGGUGCGUGGUUGGAAGAGCUGAAAAAACGGGACGUUAUAAUGAGCGAUGUCGAUAGUGAAGAAGAGUGCGUAUCCAUCCUCAUUGGCGCCGAUAUAGCGGGAAAGUUGCUGACAGGGCGAUUACACCAAACAGAAAGUGGAUUAACAGCGGUAGAAACACAUCUGGGAUGGACAUUGAUGGGUAAAAUGCCGCCAAAGGAGAACAACGCUGAAAAUAAAGAAAACUUGGCCGUUUUGUCUAUCUCCAUGUUGACAAAAGAUGUGGAUAUAAAAGAUUUAUGGUCAUUAGAUGUUAUAGGAAUAGACGAUCCUAUAGAUCAUAAAUCACGUAAGGAUCAUAACAUUCAAGUUGAGCAGAACUUCAAGGAAUCUAUUGCGAAAAACCCCGAAGGUCGUUAUGAGGUAAAACUACCAUGGCUGGAUUAUCACCCCGAGCUCAAGGACAACAAGAGCAUGGCCAUGCAACGAUUGGAAAAAAUGGUCAAGAAACUACGAGAGAUGCAGAAAUUCCAGGAAUAUGAUGGGAUAUUCCGAGAAUGGCUCCACGAGGGGAUAAUAGAGCAGGUACCAGCACAAGAAAUGGACAACUGGGGUGUUUAUUUGCCACAUCGCCCGGUUUUCAAAGAAGAAGCUACAACAAAGACGAGGCCAAUAUUCGAUGCGUCAGCAGGCAGCCCAUCCCUAAAUAGCUGUCUGGAAAGAGGACCGAAUCUUAUCGAAGAAGUCGUGGACAUUUUAUUGAGGUUUAGAGAAGGUAAAAUUGGUGUGAUUUCUGAUAUCAAAAAAGCGUUUCUUCAAAUAAGUAUUGAUCCCGAAGAUAGGGAUUUUUUGAGAUUUCUUUGGUAUGACGCGCAGGGCAAUCUGAUAAUGUUCAGACACUGUAGGGUAGUUUUUGGUGUUUGUAGCAGUCCAUUUAUGUUAGGGGCGACCAUCAGUCUACAUUUAGAAAAUUAUUUAAAAUCAAUUGAAAGUGAACGCGGUAUAUUUGUCUCUGAAUACUUUUACAUCUCGAAGCUCAAACGUAGUUUUUAUGUGGAUAAUUGUGUAGCGAGUGUGGAUAACUUCGAACAAUUAGCUGACUUCAAAUGUAAAGCAAAAUCUGUGAUGGAGACAGGUCUUUUCGAUUUACGUGGAUGGGAAUAUACUCAUGACAAUUUGAAUAAUGUUUGCGGAGUACUUGGCUUGAAAUGGGAUAAAGAGAACGACACGCUAGCGCUAAAUAUUUCGAAUAUUGAGAAAGUCGCGGUUGACAAGAUAACUAAAAGGGAAGCGUGGGCAGCUAAAAUUGGUUGGGAUGAAGAAGUGAACGAAAGUAUUAAGAAACGUUUUUUGGUUUGGAUCAAAGAAUUAACAAAAUUGUCGGAAGUAAAGAUACCGCGUUGCAUGUUAGGCGUCAAGCAAUCGGAAACGGACGUAGAAGGUUGGGACGUGCAGCUUCGUUUUGUACAAGCAAAGACUAAAGUUACGCCUGCCAAAAAAGGUGACACGGGUAAUUCUAUAAGUAUACCACGAUUGGAAUUAUUAGCAGCAACGAUCGGUGCAAGACUAACUAGGCAUAUUUUGAACGCCAUGGAUUUUAAAAUAGAUAAAGUAUUUUACUGGUCAGACUCGUCAACGGUUAUCACGUGGAUCAAUAGGGAAGAUAAUUGGAGCGUUUUUGUCGCGAAUCGGAUCAAAGAAAUAAGAAAUAUUUCGGAAGUUAAGCAAUGGCGGCAUAUUCCGGGCAAUAUGAAUCCUGCUGACUUGCCAUCACGAGGAUGUACGGUUGAUCAGUUAUUAGAAUCUCGGUGGUGGGAGGGUCCGGAUUGGCUCAAAAAGCAUGAAGAAAGUUGGCCUAAUUUUCCCGAUCAAAAUAUAGACGAAACAGAAGUACUGUCGGAAUUGAAGAGAUCAAAAAUUCCAAAUUCCGCCUUAAUCGCAUUAGCAAGCAGUGAUAGGGAAAAUAUUAAUGUAAAAAAUGUCAAGGAAGACAAACAAAUUAGAACUAGAAGCGGGCGUAUUUCCAAAGAACCCAGACGCCUUGAUUUGUGA